Rosa rugosa (rugosa rose) is the source of this 1149-nucleotide messenger RNA. RefSeq lists its product as uncharacterized. The record is from RefSeq and is a predicted model, not a curated record. The coding region runs from base 1 to 1149 and encodes 382 amino acids. The transcript has a single exon. NCBI's taxonomy places the organism in Eukaryota, Viridiplantae, Streptophyta, Magnoliopsida, Rosales, Rosaceae.
AUGAAGCUCCCUCCUGGUUUUGGAGGUAAGGGGGAGAAUCAGCAUGUUUGCAAGCUCCAUAAAUCGUUGUAUGGCCUCAAGCAAGCUUCAAGGCAGUGGUUUUUGAAACUCUCAAGAGCAUUACAAGCUGGUGGUUUCACUCAAUCUUGGUCAGAUUAUUCUAUGUUCAUUCGAAAGUUUCAAGACAAGAUCACAGUGCUACUUGUAUAUGUAGAUGAUGUAAUUGUUGCAGGGAAUAAUCUACAAGACAUAGAAGCUACAAAGCAGUUUUUAGCAGCACGUUUCAAGCUCAAGGACAUGCGAGCACUGCAUUAUUUCCUUGGGAUUGAAGUGGCACGUCCACCGCAAGGUAUAGUACUUUCACAGGGCAAGUAUGCACGGGAGGUGCUUGAAGAUGCCGGAUUCUUGGGUGCCAAGCCAUCCAAAUACCCUAUUGAUCAGAAUUUGGUCUUAACUAAAGAUGAUGGAGUUUUGUUACAAGAUGUCUCUCAGUAUCGAAGACUCGUUGGUAGGCUCAUUUACCUAACGAUUACAAGGCCUGACUUGGUUUAUGCAGUACACAUUUUGAGUCAAUACAUGGACAAGCCUCGACAACCACAUCUUGAAGCUGCUUAUAGAGUUUUGAGGUAUGUCAAGCACACACCAGGUCAGGGAAUUUUACUACCUUCUCAUGGACGCAUAGAACUUACAACAUAUUGUGAUGCCGAUUGGGCGAGGUGUAGAGACACUAGACGCUCUACAACUGGAUACUGCCUGUUUCUAGGGAAGGCACUGAUUUCUUGGAAGAGUAAGAAGCAAGGAACAGUCUCUAGAUCAAGUGCAGAGGCAGAGUAUAGGUCGAUGGCUAUUACUUGUUGUGAGAUCACCUGGGUAUUGGCAUUGUUGCGUGAUUUACAUGUUGAUCACAGAGAAGCAGUUCAGCUCUUUUGCGACAAUAAGGCAGUAAUCCACAUUGCUUCAAACCCUGUUUUUUACGAGAGGACAAAGAACAUUGACAUUGAUUGUCAUGUUGUGCGCGAGAAGGUUCAAAGAGGGCUUGUGAAGACCAUUCAUGUUCGGACUAAUGAGCAGACAGCAGAUUGCAGAUUUGUUCACAAAGCCUCUUGGUUUGAAGCAAGUUGGGUGUUCUUAACAUACACACCAACUUGA